UUGCAACACUCUUUGCACCCCCCAGUAGCAUGACGAUCAACGAGACCUCGCAAUGGCAGCGCUUGACGGCCCACGCCAAAGAGAUCAAGGAGACCACGCACUUGAAGACCCUUCUCAAGGACGAAGCGCGUAACGCGGAGCUCACUGCCGAGUACAACGGCAUCCACCUCGACUAUUCGCGCCAGAAUGCGACCACGCAGACGUUGGACUUGCUCUUCGAUUUGGCGGACGCGGCGCAAUUGCGUCAAAAGCUCGCUGCUAUGGCCGCGGGGGAACACAUCAACACGACGGAAGACCGCGCUGUGAUGCACAUCGCGCUGCGCAGCCCCGCUAACAAGCCGCUGUACGUGGACGGCGUGAACGUGGUCGACGACGUGCACCACGUCCUUCGCAACAUCCGCGCGUUCUCGGACAAAGUUCGCACCGGCGCGCAUGUGGGCGCCACUGGCAAGCACUUGACGAACGUCGUGUCCAUCGGCAUUGGCGGCAGCUACCUCGGCCCGGAAUACGUGUUUGAAGCGUUGAAGCACGAACCGGUCGCGAAAGCGGCGGCGGCUGGCCGCACGCUGCGCUUCCUGGCCAACGUGGACCCCGUGGACGCCGCCCGCGCCAUCGAAGGCCUCGACCCCGAGCACACCCUCGUGAUCAUCGUGUCCAAGACCUUCACGACCGCCGAAACCAUGCUCAACGCGCGCACGCUCCGCGACUGGCUCGUGUCGUCCCUCGCCAAGAAGGGCGUGAGCGCCGCCGAUGCCAUCCGCCAGCACAUUAUCGCCGUCAGCGCCGCCGUCCCCAAGGCGGAAGCGUUCGGCAUCAACGCCGCCAAUGUGUUUGGGUUCUGGGACUGGGUCGGUGGCCGCUACAGCGUGUGCAGCGCCGUGGGAAUUGUCCCUCUUGCCAUCCAUUAUGGCGCCGACAUCACCGACUCGUUCCUGGCGGGCGCGCAUGAUAUUGACACGCACUUGCUCACGGCGCCGCUGCGAUCCAACUUGCCCGUGUUGCUGGGUUUGCUUGGAGUCUGGAACUCGUCCUUCCUUGGCCAUGCCACUCGGGCGAUUCUUCCGUACGCCCAAGCUUUGCUCCGCUUUGCCGCACACAUCCAGCAAGUGGACAUGGAAUCCAACGGCAAGCGCGUCGACUUGGCCGGCGUCGAGCUGCCGUUCCAAGCCGGCGAAAUCAACUUUGGCGAGCCGGGGACGAACGGCCAGCACAGCUUUUACCAGCUGAUCCACCAAGGUCGCGUCGUGCCGUGUGACUUCAUCGGGUUUUGCAAAUCGCAAACCCCCGUGGAAUUGGCGGGCGAAGCCGUGAGCAACCACGAUGAACUCAUGAGCAACUUCUUUGCGCAGCCGGACGCGCUCGCCAACGGCAAAUCGAUUGACGAGCUCACCAACGUCCCGGACGCAUUGAAGCCACACAAGGCGUUCCCGGGCAACCGUCCAUCCGUGUCGCUCCUGUUUGAAGGCCAUCUGACCGCAUUUAGCUGCGGCCAACUGCUCGCUUUGUACGAGCACCGCACGGUGGUUCAAGGUGCCGUGUGGGGAAUCAACAGCUUUGACCAGUGGGGUGUCGAGCUCGGCAAAGUUCUCGCUACGCAAGUGCGCAACCAGCUCUCCGCGUCGCGCAAGAACAAGGCGACUAGUGUCGAUGGAUUCAAUAGCGCCACUGCCACCUUGCUCCAGACGUACUUGGCCAAGUAACGUUACAUAAUUGACGUGGUACAGUCACUUCUCGCAUGAUGAUGAUGCAUGUAUGAAUACAUACAGUACUACGUAGUACAAGAUUGUGAAUUCGCUAUAAACUAGCAAAAUUCGCGUGGUUUGGCUAAUUAAUACUGAAUCACGCUGGAGUUCUGA
Molecule: messenger RNA, 1856 nt
Organism: Aphanomyces astaci
Lineage: Eukaryota; Oomycota; Saprolegniomycetes; Saprolegniales; Verrucalvaceae
Exons: 2
Coding region: 30-1700 (556 amino acids)
Biological process (GO): glycolytic process; glucose 6-phosphate metabolic process; gluconeogenesis
Cellular component (GO): cytosol
Molecular function (GO): carbohydrate derivative binding; glucose-6-phosphate isomerase activity; monosaccharide binding
Source: RefSeq, a predicted model, not a curated record